AGACGCCCUCCUUCUUGGGAACCCCCUUCUGGCCCUCCAACUACAACCACCACCGCCAGGCACCUCAUCGUCGCCGUCGCCCCUCUUCUUUUUUUGGCUUCACCUUGUUGUAUUCUAUUAAUUUCUCCGCUUCCUCUUGGAUACCACACGCCCCCUUCAGCCGCGACAAUGAUGCUGCCACCGACACGCAGCCCGCUGUUCGCCCUCGCCGUGUCAGCCGGAUGUGUCUUACUCUUCACCUUUGGCUUCCUGGCCUGGCAGAGCCCGCCGCGCAUGAGUUUCCAGGCCGGCCAUGAACACGACAGUCUCGCGAGUGCUGCUGCCGACAGCUCCAAAACACCCGCCGUCACCGACAUCAUCCCGCUCCUCUUCAAGUCCUUGAUCAUCAAUCCCGCUGAGCCCUCCUUCACCUACAUCGAUGAUGGCGAAGCCCACAAUCUCACCAAGUUGACUCUCCCCCCGAAACCGCGCUACAAGAAACCAAUGGGCAAAAACAUCCUGAUUCUCGACCUCGAGACCCGCCCCCUGCCCUCCUCCAAAGACUUUGAAAAGGGCGAGUUCCACUGGAAGAAGCUCAAUCACGUCUCGGGCGGAGUCUUCAACCACUACGCCUACGCCCUCACCCACGGCUACGACUACAAGUUUGUCAAGGCCGCCGAGUUCGAGGACCGCCACGCCACCUGGAUCAAACCCUCGGCCUUUGCCAAUCACAUCAACGACUACAAAUUCAUCGUCUUCCUUGAUGCCGACGCCACCUUCCGCUUCAUGCACCUACCCGUCGAGUGGCUCCUCAACUACUGGGAGAUCAAGCCCCAGCACAGCAUCACCAUGGCCCUCGACCCCUGGGACCCCAAGACCCCUCAAUUCAACUCGGAUCGCUUCAACCGCACAUACACCAACACGGGCUUCGUUGUCGUCCAAAACAACGCAAACACCCAGGGCAUUCUCAAGGCUUGGCAUGAAUGCCCCGAUGAUGUGCGAUAUCAGGGUUGUUCCGAGUGGAAGGGCCCCAAAUUCCACGAGCAGUCCGCUUUUGGCGAGUACAUCCGCUACGACUACGAGGACGCCAUCAAGGAAUUGCAAUGCGCCGAAGCCAACGGCUACCCUGGAGUGAAGCAGUCGCAAUGCGAAGGCCGCUUCAUCCGCCACUACUGGUUCGACAAGUUCCGCGUCAAGAAUGACUUCAGCGACAACAUCAUGAACGCCAUCACCCUACCACUCCAACGCAUCUUCACCGAUAUGACGCCAGGCGUUGUCGAGGAGCAGAAGGAGAACGUGAUCCACUGA
This is a messenger RNA of Periconia digitata, 1287 nucleotides long. Lineage: Eukaryota; Fungi; Ascomycota; Dothideomycetes; Pleosporales; Periconiaceae. The record is from the annotation of a GenBank genome assembly.